AUGACAAUAGAAGAAUCAAUAGAGAUUGCAGUGGCGAACUUAAGUGUGUCAGAGGAUAGUGUAUCAACCAAGGAAUCAAAACCACCUUUAGAUAGUAGAGUAUGGAAAGAUACUCCGUUCACAUUCGGGCAGAGAUUGUUAGAAAAGGAUGAUGAUGUCUUCAGUCACAAUGCAUGGGACCGUGUAGAAUGGGGUGAAGAACAGAUAUUAGAUGCUCAAGAAAAGAUUUCAAAACAAUAUGAUAAUCCAGUUAAAGAUUUUGAUAAAAAAUUAUAUAAUUCUAACCCUGCUAAAUACUGGGAUAUAUUCUACAAACAUAAUCAAGAAAACUUUUUUAAAGAUAGAAAUUGGUUGAAGAUAGAGUUCCCACUGUUAUAUGAAGUUACAAGUGAAGAUUAUAGUGAAAAGGCAACUAUUUUAGAAAUAGGAUGUGGAGCAGGUAAUACAUUUUUCCCAGUUUUAAGUCAAAAUAAGAAUCCAAAUCUUAAAAUUUUUGGAUGUGAUUAUCUGAAAGUUGCAGUUGAUUUAGUUCGUUCCAAUGAAGAAUUCACCAUAAAUCAUGAAAAGGGAGUUGCAUAUUCAUCCGUAUGGGAUUUAGCUAAUCCAGAUGGUAUAAUACCGGAAGAUUUAGAAGAAAAUAGUGUAGAUAUCGUCAUUAUGAUUUUCGUUUUCCUGGCGUUACAUCCAGAUGAGUGGAAACAUGCUGUAAAUAAUUUGGCAAAAGUUUUGAAACCAGGAGGUAAGAUAUUAUUCAGAGAUUAUGGAAGAUAUGAUUUAGCUCAAGUCAGAUUCAAAAAAGAAAGACUUCUAGAAGAUAACUUUUAUAUAAGAGGUGAUGGUACCAGAGUUUAUUUCUUUACAGAAGAAGAAUUAAGAGAAAUUUUUGGUGAAAGAUUUAAAGAAGAAAAGAUUGCUACAGAUAGAAGAUUAUUAGUAAAUAGAAAGAAACAAUUAAAGAUGUAUAGAAAUUGGUUGCAAGCUGUAUUCCAAGCUUGA
Scheffersomyces coipomensis is the source of this 996-nucleotide messenger RNA. It is a transcript of the gene ABP140, whose product is annotated as Abp140p. Lineage: Eukaryota; Fungi; Ascomycota; Pichiomycetes; Serinales; Debaryomycetaceae. The record is from RefSeq and is a predicted model, not a curated record. The transcript has a single exon. Gene Ontology annotation, molecular function: tRNA (cytidine-N3)-methyltransferase activity. The coding region runs from base 1 to 996 and encodes 331 amino acids.